Molecule: messenger RNA, 1832 nt
Organism: Morone saxatilis (striped sea-bass)
Lineage: Eukaryota; Metazoa; Chordata; Actinopteri; Moronidae
Exons: 4
Coding region: 319-1794 (491 amino acids)
Source: RefSeq, a predicted model, not a curated record
UGAGAGCUGCGCAGCCGCCCUGCGCAUCCGUCGGCUGAGGUGGACAGCGCAGCCAUUUCUCUGCCCCUCAUGAAAAACAUGCAGAGGGGGGAGGCGGGAGUGCGCAACUGACCCGGCGUGCGGGAGGGAGUCAUGACUUCGGCGGCCGCGUACCGAGCCUGAACUCCGCAUCACCGACUGAGAUCCUCGAAGCUCCAAACUUUCUCCCAAUUCAACGCCUGCGCAUACAAAACAGGCUCCCCCCCUUCCCCUCUUCACUCUCUCUCCCUAUCUCACCCUCUCCUCCAUUUGGCUUAUGCGCCUGUUUCUGUGCCAGCCAUGGAGGGGAAUCUGCACGGAGGCAGCGGCGACGUCGCUACAAUGCACGUGAAGACCGAGGCGGUCGACGAGAGCACAUCUGCGCUGCUGUUGGGCAGCCACGAGUCGCCUGCGCCCUGCGGAGAUACCGCAUGCAGGGGGGGAGGAGGAGGAGGAGGGGGGGAUCAGACUGCAGAGGAGCUGGCUGACGCUGAGCUGCAGGCAGCCACCACGACUACUCCCGUGCUGCUGUAUCCUGUGAGCACAGACCGCUUCUUCACCACGUCGGGCGAUGGAAAAACUUACCUGAAGAUAGCUCCAGCUUCAGCGAUGCCACCUGCUCCUUCAGAGAAGAUGCUUCCCUCGGGCUCCGAUUUCUCCUCCAAAGCUGUUUUGUGUCUGAUUGAGGCCGUCGGACGCCGCUGGGGCCUGUACGAGACUCGGGAGCGCUCACAGCUCUUCCAGAGCGUCCAGGAGGAGAUGGCUUCCAAGGGACACGUGCUUCCUGUUGAAAAGAUCCGCCGCAAGUGGAACAACCUCAUUGUCACGUACAAGAGGGUGAAGGACCGCAGCCGGGAGACGGGACACGCUAAAACGUCCUGGGAGUUCUUUGAUUUGAUGGAUGCCACCCUCUGUGACACUGUUGGCACUCAGAUCAUCAACAACAAAAGAAACAAAGGUGGAAACAGCGUGUCCACGCUGUCUGGUUCCUUGGCAAAGAUCGCUGCAAAACCACAGGUUCUGCAGCCCCCCACCAUCAUCCGCCCCAAUGGGGACUUUGUUUCGACUGGCGGCGUGGAGUCAGUGGGCCAGGGAGCCAUCAGCAGUCAAAUCAUCAGUAGCACUGCUGCCAUUACCUCAAUGACUACAGCGACUGUUAGCCCGACAAAUGCUCCAGAGCUCAAGCCCCUGAUUGUCCUCAACAGUGACAUUGUUACAACCAGUAUUCAUCCAGCCACCAUUGUGCCAUCCCCCUCUUUUAUCUCCUCCCCUUGUUUCACAGACACAGCUUCUACUUCCCCCUCCCUCGGCUCGACGAGUAACACAGACCUCAACACAUCGCGCUACGUAGGACGGAAAGCUCCGCCGUUCUCAUCCGGCGUCAUACCCUUUCGACUUAGCAAUGCGCCUCUUUGCAACAGUCAGAAUCUCCUUGGCCUCUCCUCCUCCUUCCCCCCUUCUUCCUCCUGUCUCACUUCUCCCGUUUCCAACUCGUUAUCGGCGACAACCAUGUCAGGAGCCGAGGGACAGAGCCGGAAGGGAAGCGAGGAGCGAACCAGCACCCCUUUGUUCCAGGAGAUUCUGAAGCGGCAGGAGGAGCAGGCCUACCUGGAUCGGGUUGCUCGCCGCAGGGUGGAAGCCAGAGAGAAGAGGCGUGAGAGGAGGGAGGUACGGAUGGUGGAGUCCCUCGGCAGGAUAGCCACAGCCCUGGAGCUGCUGUCCUCCAAACAGGACACAGUCAUAGCCCUCCUGCAGAGACUGGCUGAUAGGAAGUGAUGGAGGGUGAAGGGCUGGAGAGCAGAGAGGCUCUAUAA